Messenger RNA from Mycena indigotica, 1566 nucleotides. RefSeq names its product Glucose-6-phosphate phosphate translocator 1. Gene Ontology annotation, cellular component: Golgi apparatus; endoplasmic reticulum. Bases 1 to 1566 code for a protein of 521 amino acids. The record is from RefSeq and is a predicted model, not a curated record. Lineage: Eukaryota; Fungi; Basidiomycota; Agaricomycetes; Agaricales; Mycenaceae. The transcript has 2 exons. Gene Ontology annotation, molecular function: antiporter activity; phosphoenolpyruvate transmembrane transporter activity. Gene Ontology annotation, biological process: phosphoenolpyruvate transmembrane import into Golgi lumen.
AUGUCGAGACCCUACCAGCCUCACUCGCGCAUACCUAUCCAAUCCGUACCAUGGAACGACGAUGAAAAACCAUCCUUCAAUGACCUCUCCAACCGGUUGCGAAAGACAUUAUCGCGCUACUCGCGCUACUGGUCUCCACGGCCCCACCCGAUGUCUUCGUCGUCGUCAGUGCCAGCAUCGAGCUUGAAGUUCGUGCUGCUCUGUAGCCUGUGGUACACAUCCUCCGCCUUGUCGUCAAAUACCGGCAAGGCGAUCCUCAUGCAAUUCAAGUACCCCGUCACCCUCACAUUCGUCCAAUUCGGCUUCGUGGCGGCGUAUUGUCUGCUGUUCAUGUCACCGCUUGUUCAAUUCUCAAGAAUACGCCAUCCAACCCAGGCGAUUCUGAGGAGCACGGUCCCUAUGGGCAUGUUUCAGGUCGUUGGCCACAUCUUCUCCAGCUUGGCUAUUGCGCGGAUACCGGUUAGCACGGUUCAUACGAUUAAGGCUCUGUCUCCUCUCUUCACCGUUGCGGCAUAUGCGCUGCUGUUUGGUGUAAGCUACUCUAGCAAAACCUACGUCUCCCUUCUCCCGCUCACCAUUGGUGUGAUGCUCGCCUGCUCAUUCGACCUGUCCGCCUCGAAUGUCAUCGGUAUUCUCUGUGCCUUUGGCUCUGCACUCGUCUUUGUGAGCUCCAACAUCUUCUUCAAAAAAAUUAUGCCCUCCACUCCGAAUGGGAUGUCCCAGCAAACUUCGUCGCACAAACUCGACAAGCUCAACCUGCUACUCUACUCUUCCAGCAUGGCCUUCGUCCUCAUGAUCCCUAUCUGGUUAUACUAUGACCUCCCACGUCUCCUCGCCGCGCCGACACUGGCUGAGUCCAUUGCCCAAGCUUCCAAUCCCCCGCCCGCACACUCUGUGACCUACUACUUCUUCAUGAACGGCACUGUCCACUUUGCGCAAAACAUCAUCGCAUUUGUCAUCCUCGCCUCCACCUCCCCUGUGACCUACUCAAUCGCGUCGCUCAUCAAACGCGUCGCUGUUAUCUGCAUCGCCAUUGUCUGGUUUGCGCAGCCCAUCCACCUUGUCCAGGGAAUCGGCAUUCUGAUGACGUUUACUGGGCUCUGGAUGUACAAUAACGCCAAGGGCGAUGUCGAGCGUGGAGAAAAGCAAAUGCGUCGAGUAGAGGCUGCGCGGGACCUGGCGUUGCCUGUCACGAAGGAGGAUGCCAGAAUGAUGGCCCCGUCACCGCCACCGCCGAUGGUGAUGGAGAGCAGUGCAGAGUCUACAGGCACGGGACCGAAUGCGGGGGGGAGUAUUAUAUGGCCGACCAAGAGCGCCGUCGCACAACCUUCACCAUCAUCUUCACCAACAGCAUGCCCCACCGUUGACGAUUCGUGUUACACCGCCAGCGCCAGGCUCUCCAAUCGACUCUUAUCCUUCCCCUCCACCCUCUUUGGACUCGCCUCCCCGCCCAAGAUCACCCCCAUUGCACGCCCACUCCCAUCAUGGAUUGCCUGUUAUGGCUGCAGCAUAGGACAUCAGUUUUUUUUUAUCAUCUUCGCCGUAUCUAUCUCCUACACUACAUAG